Molecule: messenger RNA, 435 nt
Organism: Laetiporus sulphureus 93-53
Lineage: Eukaryota; Fungi; Basidiomycota; Agaricomycetes; Polyporales; Laetiporaceae
Exons: 2
Source: RefSeq, a predicted model, not a curated record
CCCCUUCGUGAGUGGGUGCCACGUCGAGAGGAGUGGUUAGCAGAGCUCUUGCAUUAUGAGGGUCACUGUGAAUUCACAGCGGAGUAUUGCCCACGUUGUGGUGAUCACAAUGCUGAGACUCGCUGCCUUGACUGUGACGAUCUCACCUUGUAUUGUCAGGCUUGCAUUGUUACGAUGCACAAACGUAGUCCAUUUCACCAGCUCAAGGUACGUUCACAGACUAUUCCCCAAUCCGGAACUGAUAAAUUUGGUCUUUGCAUCCAGAUGGGCCACCCAACUGGUGAUCGCUGCCCAAAUCCUCAACGUAUGUGGGGGGAUGACUUCGUUGUGCUGGACGUAUCAGGUAUUCAUCAGGUUGGGCUGGAUUUUUGCAACUGCGAGUCUGUGCAGCCCCACGAUGUACAAUUGUUACAUGCUCGUCUCUUCCCUGCGACC